AUGAUUAAUGUCUUUGAUUCAAUGGAAGAUGCAGGAAAUCAUAUUAAAGAAAUUUUAUAUUGUCAAGUUAUAGAACCUAUGAAAAUAUUUAUUGAACAAUGGAAUGUUUAUUAUAAAAGAAUAAGUAUACUGAAAAAUAGAAAGAUAGAUAUGGACAGACACUUUGAAAAAUUAGAACAAAUUAAAAAGAAAGGAUUGAAGAAACAAAAUGGACUUAAUGAAGCAGAAGCAAAAUACAAUGCAUCAAAAGAAUCAUAUAUAUUAUUAAGAAAUGAAUUAAUUAAUGAUAUUAAUAAAUUGAAUGAAAGAAUAGAUGAGAUGAAUGAAAAAGUAGAACGUUCUAUCAUGUUAGGAUUUACAGAAUAUAUUAAUUGUUUAAAUCUAUCUUGGGAAAAAGUCCCAGAAAUGCUUAGAAACAUGAAUAAUGGUGAUAUCAACACACAACCAGUAUAUACACCAAAUGAUCAAUCUAUGAUUAAUGAGUCUAAUCAACGUAUUAAUGAAUUAAAAGAAUGUAAAGAUGAAAUCGUAGAAACAGUGAUACAUCAACCAAUGAAGAGUGAAGAAGAACAUGAAGAAAUUGUAGUUUGUCAAUUUGCAUAUUCCGCAGAAAAUGAAACUGAACUCUCACUUAAAGAAGGGGAUAAAAUUAAGAUUCUUAAUAAAAAGGGUGAUUGGUGGCAAGGAGAGUGUCAAGGGAAUAUUGGUUUUUUCCCUUCGAAUUAUGUUAAAUAA
Molecule: messenger RNA, 735 nt
Organism: Entamoeba dispar SAW760
Lineage: Eukaryota; Evosea; Mastigamoebida; Endamoebidae
Exons: 1
Coding region: 1-735 (244 amino acids)
Biological process (GO): actin cortical patch localization; endocytosis; plasma membrane tubulation
Cellular component (GO): Rvs161p-Rvs167p complex; actin cortical patch; medial cortex
Molecular function (GO): lipid binding; protein binding
Source: RefSeq, a predicted model, not a curated record